UUUUGUAGAUCAGUGUUUAAACUGGACGGAGCUCUAAUUUUAUAACUGACUUUCAUUAGACCCACGUGCUGUUGCAGCAUUUAAAUGGUUUAUAAUUACCAGCUAGUCGUACCUUCACCACAUCACAUUAUAUUACCAUUGGCUCUGUACCAACACGCCUUUAUCCCGUCCCUGGUCCACAGUCCAGCCUCCUUGUAGAGGCACAGUUCGGUGUGUUGGAAUGCUGCCGCAUCUGUCAGGAUUGGAUACUUUUUGCAUUCUUUUUUUGCUGUCUUUAACAUCUGGAUUCCUAGCAUCUAUAUAAUUCCACUUGUAUUUACACGUGAGCUAUGUGGAAUGCAUUGUAUAGCCACAGAGAACACUGAACUGAACGGAAGACUCGCGUUUUUAGGAUUACAGUGAGCUGUCCCGGGUACUGAAAUUCAGCACUUCUUCCUAACAUCACUGGCUCCGUAUAAUUUCUCCCCAGCCGUGCUAUUGUGAUCUGUCACUUUGAUGAUUCUAAUCCCACAGCCUGUCACCACAAAGAAUGGCCAGGAACAAGUGCAUUUUAACAGCUGUCUCGGGAUUUUACUUCUGGGAAGCUGCACUAUUACUCAGUCUGGUUACCACAAAAGAAACCGACAGUGCACGAUCCCGUAACUCCCCAAUGUCACCCUCAGAUUUUCUGGACAAGUUAAUGGGUAGAACAUCUGGUUAUGAUGCAAGAAUAAGACCUAAUUUUAAAGGGCCGCCGGUGAAUGUAACAUGCAAUAUAUUUGUAAACAGUUUUGGAUCAAUUGCUGAAACUACAAUGGAUUACAGACUAAAUAUCUUUCUGCGUCAGAAAUGGAAUGACCCACGUCUUGCGUACAGUGAAUACCCAGAUGACUCAUUAGAUUUAGACCCCUCUAUGUUGGAUUCUAUAUGGAAACCUGAUCUGUUUUUUGCCAAUGAAAAGGGUGCUAAUUUCCAUGAAGUCACUACAGAUAACAAGCUUUUAAGAAUAUUUAAAGAUGGAAAUGUUCUGUACUCUAUAAGAUUGACACUAACGCUAUCUUGUCCAAUGGAUUUGAAGAACUUUCCUAUGGAUGUACAGACCUGUAUAAUGCAAUUAGAAAGCUUUGGAUAUACCAUGAAUGAUCUCAUUUUCGAAUGGCAAGAUAAUGCUCCUGUACAACUCGCAGAUGGACUCACCCUGCCACAAUUUGUUCUAAAAGAAGAAAAAGAUUUACGUUAUUGUACCAAGCACUAUAAUACAGGAAAAUUUACAUGCAUCGAAGUAAGAUUCCAUCUAGAGAGACAGAUGGGAUACUAUCUGAUUCAGAUGUACAUCCCCAGUCUCUUAAUCGUCAUUUUAUCCUGGGUGUCUUUUUGGAUCAAUAUGGAUGCAGCUCCAGCAAGAGUGGCCUUGGGAAUUACUACUGUCCUUACAAUGACUACCCAGAGCUCUGGAUCCAGAGCAUCCCUUCCAAAGGUAUCGUAUGUCAAGGCUAUUGAUAUAUGGAUGGCAGUAUGUCUGCUAUUUGUUUUUUCUGCAUUAUUGGAAUAUGCCGCAGUAAACUUUGUCUCAAGACAACACAAAGAACUCCUGAGAUUUCGUCGCAAAAGAAAGAAGGAUAAGAAUGUUGAGGGAUUACAUGGUGGUAUUCUCGGUGGAAAUGAAAACCUUGAAACUUUACGACGUAACAAUGGCGUGAGGAGCGCAGAACCUAUAUACGGGACUAUGGCUCAAAUCUACAAUUCAGAUUUCAGGGAUGAUGACGUCAGGGAGAGUCGAUUUAGCUUUACAGCUUAUGGAAUGGGGCCUUGUCUACAAGCAAAAGAUGGAGUGACUCCAAAAGGACCAAUCAAUCCACCUCCUCCAGCACCAAAAACACACGACGAGAUGAGAAAAGUGUUUAUUGACAGAGCAAAGAAGAUAGACACAAUUUCUCGAGCUGGUUUCCCGCUAGCUUUCUUAAUUUUCAAUAUAUUUUACUGGGUAAUCUACAAAAUUCUCAGACACGAGGACAUUCACCAGCAACAAGACUAGAUGACUAGGAAUUUCUCACACUGGCUAGCACAUUCAACUCUAACUGAACACAAAACAAAGCUAUGGUAUUCAAAACAAAAACACCAAUUCAUUUGGGUAUGUGUUUAGGGCUCAGCCACUUGUGGUUAAAUUAUUUACUCAAAGAGUCCAAUAUGUAUGAACGUGAUAUUGCAUAGACCUCUGGUAAACAGAUGAUUACCGGAAAGAAUUUAACUUUGCUUUUAUUUAUUUCCUAUUUAUUUAUUGUAUUUUUUAAAUUAUUUGAAAGCUACAAUAUACUGCCAAUUGUUGAUACACAAUAAUUACUCAGCGAGCUCUGCAUUUACUAGUAGUUUUACAAUCAUUAUGCCAAACUGGACCAAAAACAUGAUUUUUAAGUAAUUUAAACAAAAACAUGUUCUUAUUAUUCAAAGCUAUCUUUUACUAUUAAUCAGCAAAGUAAUACAUGCUAACUUUUAUAUUUGAAAUAUAAGUAUGUUAAUAUGUAUUUAAAUGUUACGUGCCUGCUGCCAAAAGAUGUUCUACAUUAUGUGUAACAAGCAGUACAAUGUUGCUAUCAGGCUGUGACAUCAGUCUUAACACAAAGGGAUAGGCAAGCAAUCAGAGGGACUGCUUUAUAUACUUUUAUAAAUAUAUUUUAUGACCGUGCAUGCUUUUUAAGGUAAAA
Messenger RNA from Pelobates fuscus (common spadefoot toad), 2681 nucleotides. It is a transcript of the gene GLRA3, whose product is annotated as glycine receptor alpha 3. The transcript has 10 exons. The record is from RefSeq and is a predicted model, not a curated record. Bases 530 to 2014 code for a protein of 494 amino acids. Gene Ontology annotation, biological process: regulation of membrane potential; chloride transmembrane transport; chemical synaptic transmission. Gene Ontology annotation, cellular component: neuron projection; synapse; plasma membrane. Lineage: Eukaryota; Metazoa; Chordata; Amphibia; Anura; Pelobatidae. Gene Ontology annotation, molecular function: transmembrane signaling receptor activity; extracellularly glycine-gated chloride channel activity; transmitter-gated monoatomic ion channel activity involved in regulation of postsynaptic membrane potential.